GCAGAGUUGGCAACGUCGUCUUCAAUUUGAUUUCUCUUUCCCCUCACCAUUCUCCUCGUUUCUCCCUCCGACAUUCAUUUCUUCUGGUAUUCUCCCAUGGGAGUUCUGGUUUGAGCUUUCAUCUUCUCCUUCAACGAUUAAUUUCAAUAGAAAGAGAGUGAGGGAGUGAGAAUGCCUCUGGUACGAGUUGAGGUUCGGAAUGAAUACGGUUUAGGAAGUUCAGAGCUGUAUGGAGAAGCAGUUGAAGAAGAAGAACCUAAAGCUGUUCUUCAAGGAGUUUCAGUUGCUGGACUUGUUGGGAUCUUGAGACAGUUGGGAGACCUAGCUCAGUUUUCAUCAGAGGUAUUUCAUGAUUUACAAGAGCAAGUGAUAGCCACAGCUGCUAGAAGCCAGAGGAUUAUAAACCGGGUUCAGCGCAUUGAAGCUGCACUUCCUCCAGUUGAAAAGGCUGUUCUGGCACAAACGAACCACAUACAUUUUGCUUAUUCUGCUGGUACUGAUUGGCAUACCAAUAUUCAAGCUACACAUAGUCACUUAAUCAACAGUGAUUUGCCGCAUUUCAUUCUGGAAUCCUAUGAAGAAUGUCGUAAUCCACCCCGCCUACAGUUGCUUGACAAAUUUGACAUUGCUGGUCCUGGAGCUUGUCUGAAACGAUAUUCAGACCCAUCCUUUUUUAAGAACGCGUUGUCUCCAUCUGAACCCGAAUACACCGAGAAAGCUAGAAGAGCCAAGAAAGCUAACAGAAGAAGGAGGAAAGGGUCACGGCAUAUGAACGGAGAAAUCUCCCAGGCUUUAUUACUCUCUAAGAGAAGUGACAGAAAGCAAUUCGCUUCUCCUAGUUAUGGGCGAAGUUCUACUGCAGACACUAUUUCGACAUUUGAUAUGUCAAAAUCUGACCUCGGAGGCAGUACCUCAUCUUCUGAUUCCAGAUCAAGAUCAGGCUACAGAGACUCCAUGUCUGAUGUUAAUGUUUCUGUCAGACGUGAAGAACGAGAGGACACUAGCUUGUUGACAUCUAGAUUAAAGAUCCAUAGUGGUGUUAUUCCUGAUUCUAAACUUCCUAACAAACAAACUGGUGUUCUGGAGAAUGAUCUACCGAGCCAUUCAUCACAGGACAAAACUGUCCCAUCUUCAUGCUCCAUUACUUGGGAUGAAAAAAUAGAAAUUGUGAAGCCUAUAUGUCAGCAGUUUGAGAACAAUCUUGAAGAAUUGGGAGCAGUUUCGGAAUUUCAACGAGCAAACCCUGAUCGAGAUAAACCAGAGAGCAUAAGUGAUGAAAGUGCUUAUGCGGAGGAUAUUUUGACCAGUCCUAUAAAUAUUUAUCCAGAUGAUAGUUCAUAUUGUGAUUCCACUGUGCCUGAAUCACUUCUUCAUGUAAACCAGUCUGAUGCUGUCGGAACUGGGCUGGAAAACUGCGCUACUGCAUGUACUAUGGUGUCAGAAUUUGAACCCGAGUCCGAGUACCAAGCAGAGAAGGAAGAAAACCCUACAUCAUCCAACUUAGAACAUGUAGAACGUGAAUGCAGAACACGCACAACCAUUGAAAUGAAUGCGCAAAGUUCAAACUCAUCUGAUCGAUUUUUUGUGUUUGACUUGUCAUCAAAGAAGCAGACGUCCCCAAGUUGUUCUGAAGCAGUCUCCUCGGAUUUGAUCCAUGCAGAGUCACAUCCUACUGUCUCCAUCUAUCCAGAACUAGACAGCUCAGUAGAGGCCGUGUCAUGUUUGAGUACCAAUUUACCUGAUCAUUCCAGGGUAAAUAAUUUUGAAUCCACCUCGCUAGGCUUUAAUGUUCCCAGCUCAAAGGCUUCGUCAGAUGAUAAGAUUAUUAACAGUGUUUGUGAUUCUCAAGUAUCUCUCUCAACAAAGGAUUUGGUCCAUGAAGAGUCACUUCCUGCAAUCUCCAUGUGUCCUAAACCAGACAUCUCUGUGGAGGUUGAUUUAUGUUCAAGCUCAGUUAAACCUGACGUCUCAAGAGUAAAUAAUUUUGGAUCAGCUAGAAGUUAUUCGUCAUCGCCAGGCUUUAGUGUUCCCAGUUCAAAGGCUUCUGCAAAUGAUAAGAUUAUUAACAGUGUUUGUGAAUCUCAAGUCUCUGCCUCCACAAAGGAUUUGGUCCAUGAGAAGUCGCUUCCUGCAAUCUCCAUGUGUCCUGAACCAGACAUCUCUCCAGAGGUUGAGUCGUAUUCCAGCACCGAUAAACCUGACGUCUCAAGAGUAAAUAAUUUUGGAUCAGCUAGAAGUGAUUCGUCAUCGCCAGGCUUUAAUGUUCCCAGUUCAAAGGCUUCUUCAAAUGACAAGAUUAUAAACAGUGUUUGUAAACCUCAAGUCUCUGCCUCAACGAAGGAUUUGGUCCAUGAAGAGUCACUUCCUGCAACCUCCAUAUGUCCUGAACCAAACAUCUCUCCAGAGGUUGAGUCAUGUUCCAUCACUGAUAAACCUGAUGUCUCAGGAGUAAAUAAUUUUGGAUCAGCUAGAAGCGAUUCGUCAUCGCCAGGCAUUAAUGUUCCCAGUUCAAAGGCUUCUUCAAAUGACAAGAUUAUUUACAGUGUUUGUCAAUCUCAAGUCUCUACCUCAACGAAGGAUUUAGUCCAUGAAGAGUCCCUUCCUACAAUCUCCAUGUGUCCUAAACCAGACAUCUCUCUAGAGAUAGAGUCAUGUUCAAGCACUGAUAAACCGGAUGUUUCAGGAGUAAAUAAUUUUGAAUCAGCUAGAAGUGACUGGCCAUCCUCAGGCUUUAAUGUUCCUAGUUCAAAGGCGUUGUCGGAUGAUAAGAUUAUUAACAGUGUUUGUGAAUCUCAAGUGUCUACCUCAACAAAGGAUUUGGUCCAUGAAGAGUCACUUCCUGCAAUGUCCAUGUGUCCUCAACCAGACAUCUCUCUAGAGAUGGAGUCAUGUUCAAGCACUGAUAAACCGGAUGUUUCAGGAGUACAUAAUUUUGAGUCUGCUAGAAGUUAUUGUCCAUCCCCAGGCUUUAAUCUUCCUAGUUCAAAGGAUUUGUCAGAUUAUAAGAUAAUUAACAGUGUUUGUGAAUCUCAAGUGUCUGCCUCAACAAAGGAUUUGGUCCAUGAAGAGUCACUUCCUGCAAUCUCCAUGUGUCCUGAACCAGACAUCUCUCCAGAGGUUGAGUCAUGUUCCAGCACCGAUAAACCUGAUGUUUCAAGAGUAAAUAAUUUUGGAUCAGCUAGAAGUGAUUCGUCAUCUCCAGGCUUUAAUGUUGCCAGUUCAAAGGCUUCGUUAGAUGAUAUGAUUCUUAACAGUGUUUGUGAAUCUCAAGUCUCUGCCUCAACGAAGGAUUUGGUCCAUGAAGAGUCACUUCCUGCAGUUUCCAUGUGUCCUAUAGCAGACGUCUCUCUAGAGGUCGAGUCAUGUUCAAGCACUGACAUACCUGAUGUUUCAAUAGUAAAUGAUUUUGGAGCGCCUAGAACUGAAUCAUCAUCGUCAGGUUUUGAUGUUCCAAGCUCACAGGCUUUGCAAGAUCACAAGAUUAGUAACAAUGCUUGUGAAUAUCAAGUGUCUCUUCCAACAGUUUCUGGUGGAAAGCCCACUUUAUUUUGGACAAAUGGUGAUCUAUUAGGACUAGAACCAGCAAAACCCAUCAACAAGAGUCCGAACGCUACAGAGAAACUCAAUGAUGUCAGCCCUGAUGAUCUUACCCUUGUCAAUGUACCAUCUGCUGGUGCCCAUAGAGGCAAUAAUGAGCAGUCAUCAAGUGCCCUUCUUGGUCUGAGCGACAGAAUUUCUGUAAAUAUAUUCCGAAGAAGUUACACAUCUGCACCAUUCAGCUCUUUGGCAAGUGGCCUUAUGAAGUUACAGGAAACACAAUUCAGUGAGCAGAAGAAAUUAAACAGAAAAGCACUUCAAGCUUCUCCGUUACCAAGCCCCAAUAGGCAGUUCGAACAUGGAUCUCCGUUACCAAGCCCCAAUAGGCAGUUUGAACAUGGAUCUCCUGUGAACUCGGUAUCUUCUUCUUCACCGCCUCUAGAGCAUAUGACACUCUCAUUUCAACCUAUAGAUGGCUUUGAGACCUCCAGACUGAAACUAAGAUUUCCUGACGGGAGUAACUUCCGUGACAAUAGACAUGUCAUGCUACCGUCAUUCCAGUUGGUUCCGGGACCUUCUAACUCACAGCGAGAUAUUGAUUACGAAUCGGAUGAUGACACAUUCAGUAGAUUAUCUGAUUAUUUAUCUGAUGAUGUUAAGAGCCAACACUCGUAUUCAAAUUCUGAGCAGUGGGAAACUGAUGAGACCCCUAGAGGGGAAGAUCGUGACAUGUAUGAUGGUUUACGUAGAGUCUUAUCAGAAGAAUCCGUUAGCUCUUCAGGAGAAGGGGGUUCUGUUGCUGAUUCUUUAUCUGGUCUUCCAAAUUUUGAUUCUGUGAUUCCUAUACCAAGUCAGGAAGAAAGAAAAUGUGAUGGAAGAGAUGUUGAAUCUGCUAUUGUUCGAAACCAUAUGCAGUCUUUGCAACCCCCAUUCCCAGGUAACGAGGAGGCAACUGCAAGUCCACCAAAGAGCGAGAAUCUACAAAAGUUGAAUGGGAUAGAAGAGACGAAGAAGACAAUAACUAGUAAAGAUGACAAUGGAGAGGAAGAUCUGUUACAACAAAUUAGAACCAGGAAGUGUCCGAAAUUGAUAGAUGUGGUUUUGUACCUUCUUUUUUUCCUGAUUGAACUUCCAGUCCAUAAACCUCAGACGUACAAUACCAACAAAGCCAAUCUUGAUGCUAAAUCCAACAGCCAACAGCAAAGUCACUGCAAUUUUAGAGAAGGCCAGUGCCAUCCGCCAGGUUGUGGGAAGUGACGAAGAAGGUGAGGACAGUGAAAGCUGGAGUGACCAAUGAAGUGCAUUACAUUUACCCAAACCAAGUCAGGUGAAAACAGAACUUGUCUUGUACAGUAUCAUGCAAUUGGUCAAGAUUUGUUAUUUAUGUGAAUAAAUUUUGCUUCGUUCAGUUUUAUCAAUUUUGUAGGUCUUGUAUAUGGUAAGGUCCCAUGUUUCUUUCGAUCUGUUGAAGCUAGUAGUGUUAACCCAUGAUGAAAGUAAUCAUGAGUAUAAUUUGUUAAUGUCUGCUGCUGCUAUCCGAAAUAGAAUCAUAAAGUUGUAGAAGCUCAAUUUCUUAAAUAAUGAUAAUUGCUGUUCAUUGCAAAUUGUCUUCAAGAAAUUUGAAGUUUAAAUUUCACCUGCGCCUGGGAUGGAGUGAUUUUUCUUGUUUCUUUACCAGGCUACCCAGUAUCUGGGCUUUUAGAUAGCAGAUCUUUUCUUUACAGUUACAAA
Molecule: messenger RNA, 5268 nt
Organism: Papaver somniferum (opium poppy)
Lineage: Eukaryota; Viridiplantae; Streptophyta; Magnoliopsida; Ranunculales; Papaveraceae
Product: protein SCAR3-like
Exons: 9
Coding region: 172-4794 (1540 amino acids)
Biological process (GO): actin cytoskeleton organization; positive regulation of Arp2/3 complex-mediated actin nucleation
Cellular component (GO): cytoskeleton
Molecular function (GO): Arp2/3 complex binding; protein kinase A regulatory subunit binding
Source: RefSeq, a predicted model, not a curated record